AUGAAAGAUAUAAUUAAAAUCAGGUCAAUUCCGAUACCGGAGGGCUUGGUGAUGGAUCCCUUAUCACCCACGGCGCUUGCAGUUCCGAAUCAUUUUAUGGACCGCAUUGGCAGUGGGCUCACUCUAUUGAGGGAGCAUGGCAAGAAAGUUCAAAAGUAUCUAUUAAAGAAUAGAAAGUUUGAAGUUCUCAAGAAGUCAUGGAAGUCAAUUGUGAACAUUGUAUUGGUGGAAGCGAAGGACUUACCUGAUGGACCGGGUAACACAUCGAACGGGCUCUAUUGCAAAUUUAGGUUAGGAAACGAGACACACAAGUCAAAGCAAGUACAAAAAUCAAAACCUGUCUGGCGCGAGAGAUUUAACUUAUUUCUUUACGAAGAUAAUUCAUUAGAGAUAACCGUAUGGCACAAGGCGAAACAAAAAAGCUUCGUGGGACGAUGCAUCAUUGAUCUAUCGCAGAUCGAAAAAGAGAAGACUCAAGAGCUGUGGCAGGAGUUGGAGUGUGGGUACGGCUCUCUUCACCUGUUGAUCACACUGAGUGGUACAGACAGGAGCAUCCCCGUUGACAGUAUUCCCACAUCUAACGGUGUUCGGCACGAAGCGCCAACAGAUGAUAAAUUUUUAUGGUACCGUCUUGACAAUAGUUGGAGCGAGGUGGGCCAGUUAUCAUUAACAUUGCACGGCGCCAAGGGACUGAGCGCUUUGAACUUCAGCGGGAACGUAAAUGCAUAUUGUAUUAUAGAAUUGGACAACGCAAGAGUACAAACACACACGAUACGAGGCACGUCAGAUCCUAGCUGGGAUAAGAGCUUUGUUUUUUCUAUAAACGAUAUCACGUCAACGAUAGAUAUCGCUGUAUAUGAGGAAUCGUUAAUUCAGUCCAUGAAAGGAGAGAUGCUGGGGAAAAUAUCUAUACCACUGCUGAGAAUCAACAACAACGAGAAAAAGUGGUACGCGUUGAAGGAUAGAUCGAAAAAGAGUGGCGCCCGAGGAAACUGUCCGAGGGUACUUUUGGAAAUGUCCAUAGUAUGGAACCCGAUAAAAGCAUCAAUGCGUUUACUUCAGCCUAAAGAAACGAAAUACAUACAAAAACCGCCUAAAUUCGAUAUUCCACUUAUUUAUAACAAUUUAAUAUUUAUAAAGCACAUAUUCAAAGUGUUUCAAACGGGAAACGAUCAUUUCAAACGAGUAUUCGAAUGGGAAAACCAAGAGCUGUCUGCGCUUGCGCUUGGUGGUUGGCUGAUAUUUUGGUAUUUCUUCCGACUGUGGUUGACGCCAAUGUUACUACUUCUUCCUUUUAUCCACUACUGGCUGGUACAAAGAAAUAAUACACAAGUUCCGGUCUGUCAGUCCGACGACGAUGAUUCAGACGAGGAGACAGAAGCACAAAAGGAUGACAAAAGUAUAAAGACGAGAAUAAGCGAGUUACAAGAUCUCACAAUUACUAUUAAGAAUGGAAUCGAUUAUAUUGUGUCUCUCCUUGAAAGACUAUACAACUUGGUGAAUUUCAGCGUACCAUAUUUGAGCUACAUAUUUAUGCUCGCACUAAUAGGAGCGUCCAUCGCGUUCUACUUGAUACCAGCUAAUUAUUUAUUCAUGGCAUUUGGCAUUUACAAGUUCGGGCGAAAAUUCCUUAACCCAGAAAGAGUUCCAAACAACGAUAUUUUGGACUUCAUAUCAAGGGUUCCGGACAACCAAAUGUUGAAACAGUGGCGAGAGCUGAAAGUGCCUGAAGUCAGCGAGGGUCAACCAGAUUCUAUGAAGAGAAGAUAG
Molecule: messenger RNA, 1770 nt
Organism: Leptosia nina
Lineage: Eukaryota; Metazoa; Arthropoda; Insecta; Lepidoptera; Pieridae
Source: the annotation of a GenBank genome assembly